Cylas formicarius (sweet potato weevil) is the source of this 1555-nucleotide messenger RNA. RefSeq names its product acyl-CoA Delta-9 desaturase-like. NCBI's taxonomy places the organism in Eukaryota, Metazoa, Arthropoda, Insecta, Coleoptera, Brentidae. Gene Ontology annotation, molecular function: stearoyl-CoA 9-desaturase activity; iron ion binding. Gene Ontology annotation, cellular component: endoplasmic reticulum membrane. Gene Ontology annotation, biological process: unsaturated fatty acid biosynthetic process. The record is from RefSeq and is a predicted model, not a curated record. The transcript is spliced from 5 exons. Bases 201 to 1358 code for a protein of 385 amino acids.
ACCACGGGUCGGUACCACUCUUUUCCGUAUCUCGAGCUUUAAGUAAGAAAGUAUUAUUGUCAAGGUUCUGAUAUCUGCCCGCGAACGUGUCCCGUAUAGUCCACAUCUGAGUCUCUUAGAUUUCGCGUAGGGGAUAGUUUAUUCUGUUGUGGGUUUGCUGUACGGCGGCUGCGAGGGAAAUCUAAGCUAGGUUGAACGACAUGGCGCCCCCAGCGCUAGGCUCUGUACCCAUGUUCCUAGCGGAAGCUAAAAUCAUCCGCAAAGGCGACGACGCUCCUAAGGUCCAGGCGGUCCAAGACGACACCCAACGCAGAACGACCAAAUCUGUCCCGAAAUCCGAGAAGUAUCGGUGGAAGAUAGUAUGGAAGAACGUUUUUAUCUUCAUCAUGUUACAUUCCUUUAUGCUGUACGGGAUGUACCUCUUGUCGAAAGUGUCCUGGACUACAAUCAUCUUUACUUAUUUGUACACGAUGUUCGCUGGCUUCGGCAUCACGGCGGGCGCUCACAGACUGUGGGCUCACAGGACUUACAAGGCAAACUUUCCCCUGCGCCUGUUCCUGAUGCUCGCGCAGAGCGCCGCCCUUCAAAACGACAUCCACGAGUGGGUGAGGGAUCACAGGGUGCAUCACAAGUUCACCGACACGGACGCCGAUCCUCACAACGCUAAGCGAGGCUUCUUUUUCUCGCACAUCGGAUGGCUCAUGGUGAAGAAGCACCGAGACGUGAUAGAAAAGGGCAAAACGGUAGACAUGAGCGACGUAAUCGCCGAUCCGUUGGUCAGGUUCCAGAUAAAGUAUUACGUCCCGUUGAUCAUAACUUUGUGUUUCCUGCUUCCCUCGGUCGUGCCGUGGUACUUCUGGGGCGAAGACGGCUGGAGGUCUUUCGUGGUAUGCGUCAUGAGGUACACGGUGUCCCUGAACGGAACUUGGUUGGUGAACAGUGCCGCUCACAUCUACGGGAUGAAACCUUAUGACAAGUCGAUCAAACCGACGGAGAAUAGGUUCGUGUCGUUCAUGGCUUUCGGCGAGGGCUGGCACAACUAUCACCACGUGUUCCCCUGGGAUUACAAGGCGGCUGAACUGGGCAACUACAGGCUAAACUUCACCACGGCGUUUCUGGACCUGAUGGCGAGGAUAGGCUGGGCGACAGAGUUGAAGACCGCUUCGGAGGAGAUCGUUAAGAAGAGGGUGCUGAGGACGGGGGACGGUACUUACCCCAACAUCGAGAGUAUGGUGGCGCAGAUGGCGGGACAAGAUCACCACCACGACGACGGGGAGCUGAUAUGGGGCUGGGGCGACAAGGACAUGAAGGAGGAGGAGAAGAACGACAUCAAGUUUUACAACGGCAUCAGAACGUGAGAGUAAUCACGACGCGUGUGGCGGGAAAAUGUGAUAAGCGUUUCAUGUAAAUAGGUUUCCAAAUUAACGAGUAUUUUUCGCCUUAUUAUUUCAUACGAUAGUUUUUAGAAUAAUUACGACCGCAACUCUGCGAUUAUCAUAGUUAGCGACUAAGAUAUUAUUUAUUUAUAAUGAUUGCGAAUAUUAAACGGUUUUAC